AUGGCCUAUCCUUCUGCACUUCAACCGCAUUAUAACUUGUCACACUCAGUGCAUCUACUAUUCGCUCAUUGGCAUACAUCGGAUCACCAAUCGAGUAGCCAUUCGCUGUCAGGUCAGAUCUUGGAGUACUUGUUUCCUUUUCGUAUCUGUCUCUUAAUAGCUUAUGCGUCAGGUCUUUACGUGGAAAGAUCUCUUCUCUGGUGUUCACGACUCGUACCCCCAUACAACUCCACUAAACUUCUGCCUUCGUCAUCACAAAAAUAA
This is a messenger RNA of Psilocybe cubensis, 264 nucleotides long. RefSeq lists its product as uncharacterized. The record is from RefSeq and is a predicted model, not a curated record. The transcript has 4 exons. Lineage: Eukaryota; Fungi; Basidiomycota; Agaricomycetes; Agaricales; Agrocybaceae. The coding region runs from base 1 to 264 and encodes 87 amino acids.